Coregonus sp. 'balchen' is the source of this 5988-nucleotide messenger RNA. The record is from the annotation of a GenBank genome assembly. Lineage: Eukaryota; Metazoa; Chordata; Actinopteri; Salmoniformes; Salmonidae.
ACUAUUGUCAUCUAGUGUGUCUAUAUAUUAUUGGACCGGGCUGGUUGACUUGUACCAACAAUUUUUAUAACUAAGCCAUUGUUCUAUCUGAGCUUGUACUCUGUCCUCAAUACAGAAUGGGCGGUUUCAUAGCGGAGCGUUUUGAUUGAUGCGGAUUAUCAUCCAAUGGAAGAGGACAUAAACAUUUAGGCAGCUAACUAGGAAGUUUGCUAGCUAGCAAUUUUGCAAAGAAGAUGGAUACGGGAAUGCUGGUAACGUUGAUGUUUUAAAAAAACAGUUUUUAUGUUGUAUUUCCUGAUUCGAUUUUUGUUGGAAGUUUAGCAACCUUUGCAGGAAAAAAGAUUAGUGUGCUUGCUGCCUGUUGAGAAUUGGGAAGGAGCUGUUAGCUAGCUAGCUACAGACGGCAACGUUAGCUGGCGAACUCACCACCCGCUGUUUUAGAGAACUAUCUAGCUAGCUAGCUAGCUAGUUACAACAGUAACUUGAGUAAAUCUACUAUCUCUGGUUACAAUGUUUAGCUACUAGGAAUAGCUAUUAACGUAGUAAUGACACAUGUUUCCGUUAGUGAAUGUCAAUUUUUUAGUUAACUAGCUAGCUAGUUUGCCAACGUUAGCUAGCUACUGUGUAGUGAUGAUGUGUAAUUUAUUUGCUAGCCAGUCAUGUCUGUGUGUAUCUGCCCAACAGGAACCAUCUUUGUACACCGUGAAAGCAGUCCUCAUUCUGGAUAAUGAUGGAGAACGACUUUAUGCUAAAGUAAGACUUUGAUAAGAGUGUAUUACUUAAAUAUGUGUUAGUGCUGGACUGGAACAAAAGCCUGCAUACACCCAAUAGCUCAGGGCCAAAGUUGGUGAGCCCUGCUAUGUAACGCAUUAUGUAAUACCCAGCUGCAUUAUUAGCCUACCAUAUGAAAUGUACUAACAACAAUUAGUUGUGGUUUCACCCCUCUUUUUAUUAAUGCUUUAUUAACAGUAUUAUGAUGACACAUACCCUUCAGUGAAGGAACAGAAAGCCUUUGAGAAGAACAUCUUCAGCAAGACACACCGGACUGACAGUACGAAAUGCAUUUGAAUACACACACAUGAAUGCACACAUACACAUGCUUUCAGGUCAGUGAAUAGUGUUUUACCUCAGUUUUGUUCUGUAACUAUGGCUGCGUUUACACAGGCAGCACAAUUCUGAUAUGUUGUCCACUAAUUAGUCUUUUGAGCAAUCAGAUCUUUUCACAUCAGAUCAUUUUCAGAGUUGAUCUAAUUGGUCAAAAGACCAAUUAGUGAAAAAAAUUCAGAAUUGGCCUCCUUGUCUAAACGCAGCCAUUGUCAUGUUUCUGUACCUACUCAGGUGAGAUAGCUUUGCUAGAGGGCCUCACAGUCGUCUACAAGAGCAACAUUGAUCUCUUCUUCUAUGUCAUUGGAAGCUCACAUGAAAAUGAGGUAAUCAUAUUGGAAGGACUUGAUUGGAAACAUAUAAUGAAUAAAUUGUUUAAUUUCAGUGCAGUGCACCCUGCCAUGCUCUAAAUGACAUUUUUGUUGUUUUUGUGUUUUGUUUCCCUCCAACAGUUGAUGCUAAUGGCUGUUCUAAACUGUCUGUUUGACUCACUGAGCCAAAUGUUGAGGUGAGAUCUAUGGCUGUUCUAAACUGUCUGUUUGACGCACUGAGCCAAAUGUUGAGGUGAGAUCUAAAUCUUACAUCACAUAUUUUGCCAUCUUUCAUAAUUCUGUCAUCUUUCUCUGUAGGAAGAAUGUUGAGAGGAGAGCUCUACUUGAGAAUAUGGAAGGUCUCUUUCUCGCUGUGGAUGAAAUUGUGGAUGGGGGGUAAGUUCCAUAUCUUAUAAUUUCUCAUUUUUAUUUUAGAUUGGAUAUUGACUCUAAAUGAAUUACCACUGCAUAUUUUCAACCAUCCAAACCAAUAAGCAUGGUUGUAUGAUUUUGGUGAACCACAGUCAUAAGACGGCUGUGGUCUGGUCCAGUGUGGCCAUCUCUUUGCACAGUGUGAGAGUGAUGACAAGCUUCUCCCUCUACAGAGUGAUUCUGGAAAGUGAUCCUCAGCAAGUGGUCCACCGCGUGGCACUAAGGGUAAGUAAGGGUCCCUUUUCUCCUCUUCCCUCCCCUCCCUAGAAAACACUCUUCACUCAACCCAGUGGACCCUAAUGUUCUGAGUGUGGUUGCCUAACCCCACUAUGUAAUAUCUCCUACAGGGGGAAGAUGUGCCUUACUCAGAGCAGACUGUCACCCAGGUGAGUACAACAGCCCUAGUUACCUCAUUCAUCUCAGCAUACUACAUUGUUCAGUGUGGAUCAUGCUCCAUAGCACCCUAGUCCCUAUGUAGUGCACUAAUUUUGACCAGGGCCCAGCCUUACAAGCUUAAGAGCUGGGUCCAAUGUCCUAGCCUGGAAAUCCAGACUGAAUCAAACUACAGUUCACCUCACUUGUUUCACUUUACAAAUUUAGUGACAGUGGAGUAAAACAAAACAGAAAUAGAGCUGAAUUAAGUCUGGGUUUCCAGGCUACCAAUGUCCCUCUCUCAUAUACUUCAGCAUCACUCUCUCCAAUCCUACUGCUUCCACACUUCCUUAUGCAUGGAAAGCACACGAUUGCUAAUUAUUGUCAGGUGGUACGGUAGCCAGCGGUGGUUCGAUCAUGUGACUGUGUUAGCAUGCAUUAUGUGUGUGUGUGCACGUGCGCAUGCCUGUGUGUGUGUGGCCUAUGAGCUGAGCUCCUCUCCAGUUCUCAUUUAAGAGGCCUGUGACAGGCUGCUGUCCUGCCAUCCCUUCUCUUCUCUCUCUCUCUCUCUGUCUCUCUCUGUCUCUCUCUGUCUGUCUCUGUCUGUCUCUCUCUGUCUCUCUCUGUGUCUCUGUCUCUCUCUCUCUCUCUCUCUCUGUCUCUCUCUCUGUCACUCUCUCUGUCUCUCUCUCUGUCUCUCUCUCUCUCUCUGUCUCUCUCUCUCUCUCAAAUUAAAAUUCAAGCUGCUUUAUUGGCAUGAAAAACAUUGUCAAUAUUGCCAAAGCAACAAUGUAUACAAUAAUACAAUUUAUAAACAAUAACAAAUAAUAAUAUAAGAUGGUAGUAAAUAAUAAUCAAAAUUAAAUACAAAAAUAAUAACAAUAAAAUGGUAACAGUCAAUAGUAGAAAUGUAAUAAAUAUAAAUAUGGAAAAUGAAACUAUAACUAAAUAACGGUCAUCUUCACCAUUACAUCAGUACUACAACAACCACCAUCAUUACUACCACUACUACCACCACCAUCAUUAAACUGCCAUCAUUACCAUUACCACCCAUACCACUACUAUUUGGAAUGAUAAACAACAAUAAUAAUGGUAUUAACAAUAAUAGCAAUAACAAUAAUAAUAAGUAAGUUACUAUUUACUAUGCAGAUGUUAUUAUUCAGUGUCCCUCAGGCUAUGGCAGGCAAAUACAUAUUUGGCUGCAAGAGGAGCCAUUGCUCCUUCGCCCAUGAGUAUUUUUAGUUUUUCCUCUGGGUUUAAUAAGUUAACAUUUGGAAUAAAUGUAGUCAUUUCUGUGAAUAACGAAUCUCUUUGUGAGGAAUAUUUAUCACAGUAAAGGAGAAAGUCGCUCUCUCUCUCUCUCGCUCUCUCUGUGUGUCUCUCGCUCUCUCUGUGUUUCUCUCUCUCUCUCGCUCGCUCUCUCUGUGUGUCUCUCUCUCUCUGUCUCUCUCUCUCUGUCUCUCUGUCUCUCUGUCUCUCUCUGUCUCUCUCUCUCUCUCUCUCUCUCUCUCUCUCUCUCUCUGUGUCUCUCUCUCUGUCUCUGUCUCUCUCUCUCUCUCUCUCUCUCUCUGUCUGUCUGUCUCUCUCUCUCUCUGUGUAUCUCUCUCUCUCUGUCUCUGUCUCUCUCUCUCUCUGUCUCUCUGUCUCUCUCUCUCUGUGUCUCUCUCUCUGUGUCUGUCUGUCUCUGUCUGUCUGUGUCUGUCUCUCUGUCUCUCUCUCUCUCUCUGUGUCUCUCUCUCUGUCUCUCUCUCUCUCUCUCUCUCUCUGUGUCUCUCUCUCUGUCUCUCUCUCUCUCUCUCUCUCUCUCUCUCUCUCUCUGUGUCUCUCUCUCUCUCUGUCUCUCUCUCUGUCUCUCUCUCUCUCUGUGUCUCUCUCUGUGUCUCUGUCUGUCUCUGUCUGUCUGUGUCUGUCUCUCUCUCUCUCUCUCUCUCUCUCUCUCUCUCUCUCUCUCUCUCUCUCUCUCUCUCUCUGUGUCUCUCUCUCUCUCUCUGAGUGUUUCUCUCUCUCUGUGUGUUUCUGUCUCUCUCUCUCACUGUCUCUCUCUCUGUCUCUCUUUCUGUCUUUCUCUGUGUGUGUCUCUCUCUCUCUCUCUCUGUGUGUCUCUGUCUCUGUGUGUCCCUGUCUCUGUGUGUCUCUGUCUCUGUGUGUUUCUGUCUCUGUGUGUUUCUGUCUCUGUCUGUGUCUCUCUCUCUCUCUCUCUCUCUCUCUCUGUGUGUCUCUCUCUCUCUCUGUGUCUCUGUGUGUUUCUGUCUCUCUCACUGUCUCUCUCUCUGUCUGUCUCUCUGUCUCUGUCUGUCUGUCUCUGGUUCUCUCUCUGUCUCUCUGUCUCUCUCUGUGUGUGUCUCUCUCUGUGUGUCUCUCUCUGUCUCUCUCUCUCUCUCUGUGUGUGUCUCUCUCUCUGUGUGUUUCUGUCUCUCUCUCUGUGUGUUUCUGUCUCUCUCUCUGUGUGUUUCUGUCUCUCUCUCUGUGUGUUUCUGUCUCUCUCUCUCAGUGUUUAUGUCUCUCUCUCUCUGUGUGUGUCUCUCUCUGUGUGUUUCUGUCUCUCUGUGUGUGUUUCUGUCUCUCUCUCUCUGUGUCUGUCUCUCUCUCUCUGUCUCUCUCUAUCUGUCUCUCUCUUUGUCUCAUUCUCUCACUCCUCAUUCUCUCUCCCUCCCUGUCUACUGAUUUAAUGGCUGGCUAUCUUCCUUAUCUUUUCCUUAAACUAAUUCAUGAUUAAUUCAUUCCUGCAUAUUUUCUUUUACUGGCAUUAUUCAUCUCUCUCUGAGGUAAAUAUUGUUCUCACAUUUUUGUGAAUCAUAUGGUCUCCCUCCACUUCCUUAAAGACCCAGUGCAGUCACAAUUCAGGUUUCCUGUGUUUUGUCAUAUAUUUAUAGAGCUAACACUGUAAAAGUGUAAAAUAAAUGUGAUCAGUGUUAUUUCCUGAUAGUUUCUGGUUGAAAAAAUUAUCUACACAGGACCUUCUAAUCAGCAGGUUUUGCAUGGGUGGAAUUAUGGCUUGUCUUGUGACAUCACCAGGCGGUAUAAAUUAAUAGACCAAUAACAAAGAGUUCCAAACAUGUUACAAUAACACCUAUAGUGUUCUGCUUACAUAUCCCUUCCAUUUGUUCCUUUUUGACCAUUUUAAUUGAAAACUAUUACAGCACGGUACUUAAUUGUUACACAGAAAUGAUUUGUUAUUGAGAUAAAAACGUCUGCUUUGGGCAGUUGGUCUCCGUCUAUCCAUCAAGGUGGUAUUAAUUUACAUUCAUUGUUUCGAAUGGCGAAGUCUCAUUUUUGAAAUGCAAAAAACACAGACUGGUGGCUCAUUACACAAGCGGGUGUGUUUGUAUGAUCUAUUUAAUAAGGCCACUUUUCUUCUACAGGUGCUGCAGUCUGCCAAGGAACAGAUCAAAUGGUCUCUGCUACGAUAGGACCUGUCGACUCCCAUCAUCGGAUACUGUACCACCAUGACGCAUGGCUCCUCUCUCUGUGAUGUCAUCUCUUCCCCUCUACUCACUCCACACCAUUCCUCCCAUCUCUCCAAUCAGGACUGAGGAGAGGCUGAUCGCUCAUCCAAUCAGACACUCCCAGUGCCAGGGAUAUCUUUGAGUUUUGUCUGUAUCUGAAUCAAUCAUUCUAUCAUGUGUGUGUCUUUACUGUAAAAGUGUAUUCUUCUGAUAUCUUUCUGUAAAGCUAGCUCUGAGAGGAUAUUGGAUGGUAGUGUGUCAAUACAUUCCAGCUGCCUGGUUUGCAUUUUCUUCCACAGACCAUUUCAGUUGACAGCUUCAUG